AUGAUCAGUCAAUGGGUGCGGACAAGAACAGAAGAUUCACCGGUCAAAAAACUGACCACACCGACCAUCGCCCAUCUUCCUGAAAUUCAGAGCAGUGUGUUAGAUGCACUAAAAGGCAACAAUGUGGAUCUGUCAACUGUGAGACUCCGAGAGAAGGGCUGUCGAUGGCAUGGAAGAAAGACUAUUGAAGGCCGGAUAAUUCUGCGUAUCUCAAGAAAUACAACCGGUACAUGGAGGUUGCUCAGCCUGGGAGAAUUGCAUUCGAUGUUCUUGAAGCAAAGCAGAAGUCCAUACACUAGUAUUCGGAUACUAGUUCGGGUACUACAUCCGGAAGGACACCGGAUCUCUCCGCACGGAGAAGAAUGUAAACUGAACCUCAGUAAUGUGGUGAUCAGCGCGAAGGACUAUGUUGGUGCCGAAAUUGAAACUGAUACUCAAAAAAGUGAGGUUCGCUUGUUUUCAUCUCACUGUAUAUCCACAUGUGAUGUGAGUACUUUGGAUCAUGUAAAACAUGCUUGCACGCGAUUCGCUUGA
Dicrocoelium dendriticum is the source of this 534-nucleotide messenger RNA. NCBI's taxonomy places the organism in Eukaryota, Metazoa, Platyhelminthes, Trematoda, Plagiorchiida, Dicrocoeliidae. The record is from the annotation of a GenBank genome assembly.